GUCGCUGUUUGUCGAGUGUGUUGAAGGCACGUUGAUCGUCGUCCGCGCUCUCCUUCCAGAAAAUCCGGUAUUCCGAGAUCAACGAAACGAAACCAGUUUCUCGACCAGGCAUGAUGGGUAUAGAGGCCGAAGAGCGGUGGCGGUCGCGACCGCGCACGUUCCUUUAUUGAGCCGCCGAGUGACCUUUGACCCACAGUCCGGAUUAGAAUGUCCAGCGGUGAUGCCCCAGAGACAGUGGAUCACCAGGCGGAGCUGGGCAGCGGUGUCAGCGUCGAGGACUUGUGGUCGCUGCACAACCUGACCAACGACCCCGAGUACAAAUGUCUGCAGGAGGGUCUGCUGGAGGCGGCGCCCACGGACGGCCUCUUCUGCGAACGCAGCUGGGACACGUUGCUGUGCUGGCCGGCCACCCCCGCCGGCCACCUCGCCUCGCAACCCUGCUUCGACGAGCUCAACGGCAUCAAAUACGACACCUCGCAGAACGCCACGAGGCUUUGCCAGGUCGACGGCGCGUGGGCAAAGUACACCAACUACACUCUGUGCCGUGACCUCUCGACCCCGCCACCUAUCGAGGCCAGCGUUGAGGUCACCACCAGCAUCUACUACGCCGGCUACACGCUCUCCCUGGCCGCGCUCGGCGCCGCCGUCGCAAUCUUCCUCUACUUCAAAGACCUACGAUGUUUGCGCAACACCAUCCACACAAAUUUAAUGCUCAGCUACAUUUUGGCCGACUUCAUGUGGAUCUUGACCAUAACCUUGCAGAUGUCCCUCCAAUCAGAGCCCGCGUCCUGCGUGGCCCUGGUAAUUCUGCUUCACUACUGCCAAAUGACCAACUUCUUCUGGAUGUUCGUCGAAGGGUUGUACUUGCAUGUGCUGGUGGUGGAAACUUUCACGGUGGAGAACAUCAGACUGCGAGUUUACGUCUGCAUCGGAUGGGGUACACCGAUGUUGAUAGUCCUUAUUUGGGCUCUAGUCAAGACGUUCGCUCCAGUUUCGCCCAUCAGUGCGCAGGUGAGCAAAAAAAUAUUGCCCCUCUACUGA
Molecule: messenger RNA, 1041 nt
Organism: Neocloeon triangulifer
Lineage: Eukaryota; Metazoa; Arthropoda; Insecta; Ephemeroptera; Baetidae
Product: diuretic hormone receptor-like
Exons: 8
Coding region: 208-1041 (277 amino acids)
Biological process (GO): adenylate cyclase-modulating G protein-coupled receptor signaling pathway; cell surface receptor signaling pathway
Cellular component (GO): plasma membrane
Molecular function (GO): diuretic hormone receptor activity; G protein-coupled peptide receptor activity; peptide hormone binding
Source: RefSeq, a predicted model, not a curated record